AGGAAGGACCCGGAUGCCGGGAUCAUGGAGUUCCCCUUCGACGUGGACGUGUUAUUUGGGGAGCGGAUCACGACUGUGGAUCAGCACUUGCGGCCAUCCGGGCGAAGGGGGGCCGGAUUCGCCACGACCCACAGAGUCGAUCUGCAGCAGCAGCUCAUGAUGAUCAUCGAUGAGAUGGGCAAGGCCUCUGCCAAGGCCCAGAAUCUGCCAACACCAAUUACCAGCACCUCACGGAUGCAAACCAACCGCCACGUUCUCUAUAUCCUGAAGGACAAUGAAGUAAAAACAAACGGGAAGGGGGUUGUGAUUGGCUUCCUCAAGGUCGGAUACAAAAAACUCUUUGUACUGGACCGCCGUGGCGCUCACAAUGAAGUAGAACCCCUGUGCGUCCUGGACUUCUACAUCCAUGAAUCCCUCCAAAGGCACGGCUACGGCAAGGAGCUUUUCCACUAUAUGUUGCAGCGAGAGCGAGUGGAGCCCCACCAGUUGGCCGUGGACCGCCCCUCGGAGAAACUUCUGUGCUUCCUCCGAAAACACUACAACCUCUGUGACACCAUCCCUCAGGUGAACAACUUUGUGAUUUUCCAGGACUUUUUCAGCCACCGGCAUGCUCCAGCAAGGAAGUUGCCUCCCAAGCGUCCAGAGGAAGACAUAAAACCUUAUUCCCUGUCAGAUCGAGAGUUUCUCAAGGAAGAAGUUGAACCACCAUGGCCGUUUAACCAGUCCCGCUCGCUGACCCGUUCUAGCAGCCUGGGGAAUUCCCCGGUACGGGGCUGCCUCAAGCCUUUCCUCAACGAGCAGGAGCUGUUGAAGAACUUGCGCCUCUGUCCCCCGCACUCGACCGCCCACCUCCUGAUGAACGGCGAGCCCGGUGACCCCGCUUCACAGAGGCGGAGAACGAGCUCCCUGAACCGCUCUGAAAACAGCCAUUGAUCGCCGGUUUCUGCUGUGUCUCCCCAACUGCUGGUUCUCCA
Euleptes europaea (tarantolino) is the source of this 974-nucleotide messenger RNA. RefSeq names its product alpha tubulin acetyltransferase 1 (gene ATAT1). Gene Ontology annotation, molecular function: tubulin N-acetyltransferase activity. The record is from RefSeq and is a predicted model, not a curated record. Lineage: Eukaryota; Metazoa; Chordata; Lepidosauria; Squamata; Sphaerodactylidae. Gene Ontology annotation, cellular component: microtubule. The transcript has 10 exons. Bases 25 to 933 code for a protein of 302 amino acids. Gene Ontology annotation, biological process: alpha-tubulin acetylation.